Messenger RNA from Linum trigynum, 914 nucleotides. The record is from the annotation of a GenBank genome assembly. NCBI's taxonomy places the organism in Eukaryota, Viridiplantae, Streptophyta, Magnoliopsida, Malpighiales, Linaceae.
UGUUUUUCAUUAGUGACUGAGCAUCAAAAUGCUGAGGUGGAUACGUGAUGGCUGCCAAUUCAUUUUUUUAGGUUGAAAAAAUUCAAAUUAAAAAAAACAAAAAAAAAAACAAAAUCCAAUCUUCACCCUCACUCCCUCCCCUCACGACCCAAUUCACUACACUCCCCACCCAAUGGAUUCCCUAAAAAAUUCACCCAUCUCGCCACCAUUCCCAUCUCUAGCUACCUCCAUUCCAUCUCCCUUGCCGUUCUUUUUGUGUGUCCGCUUCUACUACUGCUCACUCGAGAUCCAGUCCACAAGAUCAGAAGCCGAUGCUCUCUGCCAGUCCCUAUUUCUCUCCUCGUCGGGCUCAUGACGAUUCCUCUUCCGCAGAGGCAAUGGGGAGCACUGGCGGUGCGACGCGCGUGUUCAGUUUGACGAUGGAGAUAAAGAAGAGAGGGAAGGAGACAAAUUGUCGAUCUUCCUGUCCUAGAUCUGCCAAUCUCGUUGCCGAACCAGUAGGCGGCAAGGUGAUCCCAGGGAAGAAGAAACAGUCGGAGGUUAUGGCGACGACGACAAGCUAGCUUGGACAGUGUCAGCGCGUCCUGGGUGGCGUCAACGUUGGGGAUUGUCUCGAACCGCUGCCGGCGGCGCUGGGUUUAUUUCUUUAGGGCGUCGAUUUGGUAAGGGGAGAAGAAGACGAUGACGCUGGGUUUUGUUCGAGGCGAGGGCCUAGGGAGGGGGCUGGUGGCGGGUCUCUGAUUAUUUAGGGUUCUGGUCGGAUGUGUAUUUGGGGAGGAUGAUGGAGAAAGAAGAUGAGGAAGGGGAAGAGUGGUCCUCCUCAUGCCCCUUCUCUCUCUUUUUUUUGCAUUUUUUUAUUUUAAAUAAUAAUGACUUGUUUUGGUAAAAAAAAUUAAUAAUGACGUGUAUAGGUC